AUGAGAAGCGACUAUAUGCUAGACUCCACGUGUGAUAGAAAAUAUCAUUCGGAUUACCCUCCUUGUGACUGGAAACAAGUGGAGUACAAUACAAUUGCCGCAGGAUUUUAUUGGCUUGGACCUGUCUCUGGAGAUAUCCACAGAUACGUUUUCCAAGAAUUAGGCUACGAUGAACAACUGAAGAACUUACCCGAAAAUAAUGCUCUAGCUGGACUAUCCGAAAGCCUCAUAGAAGCCUGGAGAUUGUAUGGAAAUCCAGAAGGAGCUAUUUUAUUCGUCGUUGAAAAAGUGUCUUAUAACAUCUGUGAUCAACGUUUUCCCGAAUUCAAAAUUAGAGAACUAAAUCCUCAGGUCAAGGUUAUCAGGAGGACAAUUGAUGAACUUGGAGAGAGGUCCAGAUUGAACCAAAAUGGCGAAUUAGUGAUAGACAAUCUCCUUAUAAAUGUGAUAUACUACCGAAUAGGCUAUGAGCCAGCCAGCUAUCCUACCCAAAAACAGUGGGACACAAGAUUGCUUUUGGAAAGGUCGAAAGCCAUAAAAUGUCCCACUAUCCACUAUCACUUAGCUGGUGCGAAGAAAGUGCAGCAAGAAUUAUCAAGACCUGGGGCACUUGAGAGGUUCCUAGAUGAGAAGCAAGUGGAAAUGGUCAGAGAUAUUUUCGUAGGCCUAUAUGCACUUGAUAUCAAUGAAGAAGGCGAGAAGACAAUUGAAAUGGCACUGAAAAAUCCGGAAAGGUAUGUCUUGAAACCUCAGAGAGAAGGCGGUGGCAACAAUAUUUACGGUGCCGAAAUAAGAGAAGAACUUCUCAGGAUGCGAGAUAGCAAAGAAAGGACAGCCUGGAUAUUGAUGGAUAGAAUCUGUCCGCCUAUCACAAAAGGGUAUAUGAUACGGCCUGGUGCUUCAACGUUACCUCCAAUCUUAGAAAUGGUAUCAGAGCUAGGAAUUUUCGGCGUACUAAUAGGGAAUUCAGAGGAAAUUUUGUCGAAAAAACAACUUGGGCAUAUGUUAAGAACUAAAAUUGCCACUGCUAACGAGGGAGGAGUAGCAGCGGGAGACGGAUCAUUAGAUAGCCCAUAUUUAUUGGACUGA
Molecule: messenger RNA, 1089 nt
Organism: Phaedon cochleariae (mustard beetle)
Lineage: Eukaryota; Metazoa; Arthropoda; Insecta; Coleoptera; Chrysomelidae
Source: the annotation of a GenBank genome assembly